Parasteatoda tepidariorum (common house spider) is the source of this 4292-nucleotide messenger RNA. The record is from RefSeq and is a predicted model, not a curated record. NCBI's taxonomy places the organism in Eukaryota, Metazoa, Arthropoda, Arachnida, Araneae, Theridiidae.
CAGAAAUAGAAGUACGGAAACGCAUGUCCCCAUCCAACGUGAAUUUGCUUUUCAUUGUUUUUACGGCGUGAAUUUCAAUUAUUUAGGUUUAAAAAAAGAGUGAUAUUUAACAAUGGCAAAUGAAAAUAUUAAUGAGCAUAAAUGUGAAACUGAUAAAUGUGAGAAUUUUGCAAAAUUACGUUGCCCAACUUGUAUUAAGUUGGGAAUAAAUGGUUCAUAUUUUUGUUCUCAGGAAUGUUUUAAAGGCAAUUGGAAUAUUCACAAGGAAGUUCAUAAAAAAGCUAGUAAGUUCUUACCAUUAUGCAUGUCUCUCGAAAAUAGUUGCUCAUUUUCGAGACUUGCUAGACAUGAAGGUGAAGUAGCACAAGGAUUUAGAAUAAAAGAUUAUNAUCUAUUAAAUAUGUUUCAGACCCCUAAAAGAGAAGUCCCUGAUUCUAUAAUGCGACCUGAUUAUGCUGAUCAUCCUACAGGUGUAUCUUUGUGUGAAACUACAUUAAAGGGAACAACAAGCAUCAAAAUCCUAGAUGAUGAAGAAAUUCAGGGUGUUUCUUUAGCUUCAAAGCUUGCUCGAGAGGUGUUAGACGCAGCUGCAAAAGCUGUUGCUGUGGGCGUUACUACCGAUGAAUUGGAUCGCAUUGUUCAUGAAGCAUGUAUAGAAAGAAAUUGUUAUCCUUCACCUUUAAAUUAUUACACAUUUCCAAAGUCUUGCUGCACCUCAGUGAAUGAAGUCAUUUGUCAUGGCAUACCAGAUUUACGACCCUUAGAAGAUGGAGAUCUUCUAAAUAUUGACAUUACCGUGUAUCACAAUGGCUUUCACGGAGAUUUAAAUGAAACUUUCUUAGUUGGAAAUGUCGAUGAAGCAGGGAAAAAACUGGUGCGUGUUACAUACGAGUCCCUGAUGAAAGCUAUCGAAAUAGUGAAACCUGGAGAGAAAUAUAGAGAAAUUGGUAAUGUCAUUCAAAAGUAUGUCCAAGCACAUGGUUUUUCAGUUGUUAGGAGCUAUUGUGGUCACGGAAUACAUAGAUUAUUUCAUACAACUCCAAGCGUUCCUCACUAUGCAAAAAACAAGGCAAUUGGAAUAAUGAAACCUGGACAUUGUUUCACUAUUGAACCUAUGAUUUCUGAAGGUACUUGGACUGAUAACACAUGGCCAGAUGAAUGGACUGCUGUGACCCGUGAUGGUAAACGGUCUGCACAAUUUGAACAGACCCUGCUAGUGACGGAAACUGGAUGUGAGAUCCUGACACGGAGAAGGAAUCUUGGAGGACAGCCUUACUUUAUGGACAAUUUGUCUUAGCAGUUUUGUUAUGACAAUAUAUUAAUUGAAAUAGAUUUGAAUUAGAAUGUGUUAAAAUAAUUUUUUAUUGUUUUGUUUAGUCAAGAUACAAUUUAUACCUUACAAAAUAAAACAAAAAAGAAAUUCCUGCAAUACUUCAAAAUUAUUUGUAUAAUUAACACUUUUUUUAUUUUAUUAAAAUUUAAAACUAUGAAUUACAAAGAGAAAAUAAUUAUAAAAGUACAAUGGAUCUCAUGGAAAAAUGUGUCUUAAAAUAAGGUGAUUACUUUGGAAUAAUUAGCAAAGUUAUUCAUCUCUAUACAUAACCAUAAUACACUUAUCUAAGAAGAAUUAUAGUCUAUAUUGCAAAAUUUCUUGGCUAUGAACUCAAUACAUUCUAACAAUUUUCUUAUUCUCUAUACCUCUACCUAUUUAUAUUGAGUGAUUCAACGGAUUGAAAACUUUUAAUGUUAAACAUUUCUUAUAGUUUACCAAUAACUUUUUUUUUCUUUAGAAAUUCAUUUAUUUUGCUUUCCAAUUGUUGCUUUUUAGUUUUCAUUUAAUUAAUCAUAAUGUAUUAAAUAGUUUGAAAAUUAAUACUUUGAUUAUUUAAAAUAGGUUGCAAUUUUAAACUGUUAAAAUAUUAGAUGUUUAUUUUUGAGGAACUUUCUUCCACUUAAGGUUGAAAGAAACUUGUCAUCCCUAAUUCAAAGCAUGGUAUUUAUGUUUAUUUCAAGCAUGAAUGUGAAGUAAAAGAUGUAUAUUUUACUAAACACAAAUUUAAAAAAAAUUUCAAAUUCAAAUAUUGUAAACCUAAAUAUGUUUAUAAAUUAUUCAAUAUCUUAAUAAUUAAUAUUUUAGCUAAAUUUAUGCAACUGAUAUUUUUAAUAAGAAAAAGAGUUAUUACUUAUAUUUUUAAUUCUGUAUAUAUUUUACUUGUAAAUAUUGUUGCAUUCAUUGUUAAUGAAAAAUACUAUUUUUAUUAUUAUUUAGUAUUUAAUGAUGUUGCUCAAUAUUAUUUUCUUCUUGCUAAUCCUUUUCUCUGAGAAUGUACAGCACUUUAGUUUUUAAACUAGGUAUUGUAAUAAAGUUUAUUUGAAAAUAGUAAACGUGCUAUUGAGUACUUUUAAAAAAUUAGAAAUGCUUAUUAAAACUGAUUCAAAUCUUUUCUGUUUUCUUUCAAAUGCCAAGAAAUUUGAAAUGUUUAAGUAAUUUGGUCAAGACUUUUUUAAAAAUGUAGUAGUAAAUGGCAGAAUAAGUUAAAUUACAUACAGCCAGAGGAGAAAUUAUUUUUUUAGUUCUAUAGUGACAACAGAUCCAAAUUUCCAUAAGCUCAGCUGUUUCCUCACGUGAGCAUGUCAUAAGGGGAAAAAAAAAAAACAGGUUCAUUUGUUUAAAGAAUGCUCUGAUGAUAAACCAAUAUUUAAUUCAAGGAAUAGGUACAAAUAAAGAAGGUAUCACCCUGAAUAAUUCUAAUGAUGGUAUAUUUUAUGAACUAAGUGUCAAUCUUAAUGUUUCCAGGGAGUGAUUUCAUAUAUGCUAAUUAAUUAGUCCUUACUAUUAAUUAAGUUAUGAAAUCAAACACAAAACCAUACUUUCUCUGAAUAAACAUUUCUUACACAUAUUUAGAUUUUUGACCCUUGAAAUAGGGGAGGUAGUUGCAAUUUGGAAAUUUUGGCUCCUACAGUAAAGCCAAGAGAGUGCAUUAAAGUUAUGUCUCCUUAAUAUUAAUAUCUUAAAAAUUAAUUCAAUAUUUUAAAAUAAAAAAUUGCAUCCACUGAGUACAAGUUUACCCAAAGAUAAUUUCACACAAAAAAUUUUUUUGCUAUUUAAUUUAAUAGUGGAUGGAAAAUAAUUUAAUUACGAUCCAGAAUUUUUUUACAUCAUAUUAAUCUACAUAUUUUUUUAUAGCGAAAUCAAAAGUUUCACUUCUUUAAAGUUAAAAUUAUUUUUUAAAAAAAAUAAUAAUUUGGCAACAGGAAAAAAAAAUAAUAAAUAUUGGUGGGAUUAAUUCCUAAAUGUGGUAAACUUGCAAAAAACUUGACUUUCAUUAGGUAGCAUAAAAUUUCAUUCAUGUUUUCAUAGUAAGUAGGUCACUACUCUUAUUACUAGUGUAUCCUUUCCUUUUAUACCUCUCAAUAGUAUGAGAUUUGAUAAUCCAUUGCUUCUUAAAAAAAUAUAUAUAUUUAUAUAUGACCCCCAAUUCACCUAAAUAAAAUUUCAUGAUAAAAAUUUUCUCUUUAUAAUAUUCAAAGGUCCUAAAAAUUUUGAAGUAACUUAUAGAAUGGAUAAGGUACUUGUAUGUUAUACAAUUUGUGGAUGGUUCCAUAGUUCAAGGUAUCAAAUUUUAAAAUUGUCUAUUAAAUUAUGAUGGAUUAGGCCAAAAAAAAGGGGGAGGGGGAAUAUCAUGGAAAAGUGGCAUGCCUGUAAGAAAUGAUAAAUAAGUCUGAUUCUUCAUGGCUAUUAGGAAUGAUUUUAAUAAAUAAGUUAUCUUAAUUAACCAUUUCAGUCGAGUGGAAAAAUAGUAUUUGUAAAGACAGAAGUUAGCUUUUAUAUAUGAGACUUGCAUAAUCAUCAUUUACAUCACAACCUCUAAAUGGGAAUUAUGCAAAUUUCAUAAAAUAAUAUUUGUAUUUUAUAAAUCUAAUUUUUUAUUCUCAAAAACUACAUUGUAAACUUCAAAGAAUAAUAAAGAUUUCUUUUUUUUUAGAAUAGUACAUUUAUUCAAUAAAUAACAAAUAAAAUAAAUUAAUAACAACUCUUAUGAUUUUAACAAUUGAGAUCAAUUACAAAAUUUUGAUAUCAAAACUUUUUCCUCGUGGUAAAUUUUUUUGAUAACAAAAUAUACUUUUGUAACUGAAUAUAAUGUUUUGCAGUUUAUUAAAAUUAGAAGUUGUAUGGAUAGAAGUUCAUUCCAAGUGUAGGAUUGGCAUAACACAAAGAUGAGAAUAAACAUCAAUAAUACUUGAAUUACAAACAUAAUUCUCAUCAAGAAAGUAGGAUUCUUGAAUAAAAU